Hyaloperonospora brassicae is the source of this 795-nucleotide messenger RNA. The record is from the annotation of a GenBank genome assembly. Lineage: Eukaryota; Oomycota; Peronosporomycetes; Peronosporales; Peronosporaceae.
AUGACCUGCUGGCCGCUCGAGGUGUACGACUACGGGGCAAAGGCGAUCACAGACGAGGCAGUGGGUGGCAUCGAUCUCCACGGAGGCGGCUGGAUCCACUGCAAAUGGUGCAACACGACGUUGAAGACGACCUCCUUCUCGCUUGGCAGCUGGACGACACAUAAGAAGACAAAGACGCACGUCAUCUGCGGGCAAAAGACCGUCGGGAGAGACCUCUUGCAGCCUCAAGUCAUCAGCUGUUCGUCCCAGUCCUCUGCGCACAGCUCCAUGUCCAGUACUAUGGACACGCGGAAGCUCGUGUCGGGAAGCCACUUGCUACUGGACCAGGACUCGCUCCUGUUGGUGCGUCGCCAUCUCUACAAGAACAAACAGCACCAGUGGCGACUCGAGCGAGACGUCAAUCAUGUGAUCAACGCAAUGACGAGCUUAGUCACUGAUCAGCAGAGCGACUUGACGACGCUGCGGGACAAAAUGAAUGACAUGGCACAGGAAAUCCAACGACUAAGGAACGAUCUCGAAACGCUUCGGCGGAAGCGAAGGCAGCAGCCGGCGCCGCCGCUGCAGCACAACGUGCGGGCACGACCGACCGAAAUAGCCGCACCGACGUCGUACGUCACUCCUCGUAGACUGAGCGCAAGUUACGGACGUGUUAGCCACGCUAUCAAACACGAACCCAGAACCAGGCAGACGGUGCCCACUAGCAACAGCAAACGAAGCAAGAGGAUGGCGAUGAUGGGCAGCUUGUCGGAUAUGGACGACUUCGAGAAACGCUUUCAACUCAAGGGACGCUGGUGA